AUGGAGGAUCAGUUUGGCGGUCGCACAGAUGACGAUCUGUUUUUCGACGAUUUUGAGCCCGUGAACGAAUCUCGGCCUGUCGACACCGUUGAGACAGUCGCCCCUCCUCCUCCUCCCCCUCCCGCCGCUGUCGCAACACCGCCCGCCGAGCCCCCCAAACCCAAACCUGAACCAGUCGCCCAGAAGCCCGUCGAGCAGCCUCAACAACCCAAAGCGAAACCUGUCCCAACGGCGCCACGCGGUCUCGCCAACUCCAGAUUCAACCCUAAUAAGCCCGCAGCUGCCCCGCGUCCUCCCCGCCAAGCGGCCCCUGCGCCCACCAAUUCAACCAGCGCAACCAACACCACGACUACCCCCCCGCAAGCGCCAACCGGUCCAGCAGCGCAAUCGCAAGCACCAGCAGAUGCUCCCACUGCGCCCGCCAAUACCAACAGCAAGACAAGCUCGCCUGUGCCUGGCCAGGCGCCGCAUCGCGAAAAACAGCAACAUGCGCCUGCGACUGGCGGCAACACAGCCCCAAACGCGGAGGCGCGUCUCCAAUCCGGUGCGAACCCACGGACCAAGCUCACCGAGUCCGAGCUGGCGGCCAAGAUGGAGCAAAUGCGCAUCCUGAAUGCUGAGAAGACGCGCAAGUUUGAAAAGGCGGAGCAGGAUGAGCGCAGUCACGCAGAGGCUUACGCGCGCGGCAUGGAGGAGGCGCGCAAGCGCAAGCAGAUGGAUGAAGAGCGGCGAAAACGCGGCGAGGAGGAGCGCAAGCGCAUGGACGACGAGCGCGCCAAGAAUAGAGAACGUAAGCUCAAGGCCAUGAGCAUGAAGGAAGGCGGCUGGGACGAGGGCAAGGAAGCGCUUGCGGCGGAAGAAGACAGGAGGGGUUUCCGGGGCGCGAACGGCGGCAUCAGAGGCGCCAGAUCCGGCGGCGGACUCUCGGGUAGCAGGUUUGCGAACGAGGGUGAUGCGGAAGGUGGCCGUUACGGCGACCGGCAUGGCGAUCGCGAAGACCGAAGGGGUGGUCGCGGGCGCGGUCGGGGGCGGGGUGGACGUGGCGGCCGCGGCGGAUACGGUAACGACUCCGAACCCAGAGACCCCGCAUCGAACGGCAGCCGCCACGCGAAACCCUCUGCGCCCGAGCCCAAGGUGCCCGCCAUCAGCACCGAAGAGUUCCCCGCCCUUCCCAGCAAGGGCAAGACCGGGGAGACUUCACCACCUGUGCUGUCGCCUCUCGGAAGGUGGGACGACGAAAUGGAGGCUUUUGAUGCCAGGAUGAAGGGCGAUGCUCAGGCUUAA
Messenger RNA from Colletotrichum truncatum, 1284 nucleotides. RefSeq lists its product as uncharacterized. Lineage: Eukaryota; Fungi; Ascomycota; Sordariomycetes; Glomerellales; Glomerellaceae. The record is from RefSeq and is a predicted model, not a curated record.